Messenger RNA from Meira miltonrushii, 1000 nucleotides. RefSeq lists its product as uncharacterized. NCBI's taxonomy places the organism in Eukaryota, Fungi, Basidiomycota, Exobasidiomycetes, Exobasidiales, Brachybasidiaceae. The record is from RefSeq and is a predicted model, not a curated record. The transcript has a single exon. Bases 175 to 951 code for a protein of 258 amino acids.
GAAAAGAAUUUGUAAAGAAAGUUAAUCUUGAGAUUUUAGCUAAAGUAGGUCGGAGUGAUUAUCGAUCGUACGGAUUAAUGAAAUGCAGGAACGAUGCAACUUCAAAGAGUAUAUAAGUAGAAAGAAUCUAAGAAAAAACUUAUUCCACUCCACUUCCCCCAUCUCCUCAACAUUAUGACCGACACAGUUUCCUUCGUUGCCAACCCGUCCUUCGGCUGGCAAGAAAUGGAUCCUAGAUUGCAAAACGCAAAUAGAAGAAGGACAUCUUCCAUUCGUAGAAAGAGAGUUCCUCAUACAGACGGUGUAGAUGCUAUGCCUAGCCUCCAACGCAGCAAUUCAAACGCAAGUACUUCUUCUAAGAAAAAUUAUGUGGAUAUAAUCUUACCUCCUACUUCGAGCGAUUUAGACGUUCAAAGAAAGCUCAACACCAAAGGUGUACGAUUGGCUUUCUCGACAGAUACAGAAACUGCCUUUUCGGAUGACGAAACUGUUGGACCGAGUACACCUCGAGUAGCUGUUCAUGGUGCAAUAGAGGAAAAAGACGAUGUAAUUUAUCUGGCAACACAUUCAACUUACACCUCAAGAACUACCGUUGAAGUAGAAGAAGAGGUUGUUCCUUUUGACAAAUUACCAAAGAUCGUUCAAGCUAAUCCAACCUUGAAGAUCUCAUGGGCAAAGAGAACGCCAACACAUGCAAUCAUUGAAACAUACAUGCCGCCAACGUGCACAACAUGUUUGAAAGAAUUGGAGGAAAAGAAGUUGAAGAGAUUGAACAGGAAGAAGGUUCCAGAUUUGGACCUCUCUACACUUCACUUGUCCCAAACAUCAAUACCAUCAUCCCCAAUCACAUCGGUCUCCAGUAGCUUAUCAAAUUCUGCAAGUCAGUCACCCGUUACGAAAACUUCUCAGCUUCCAAGUCCGGCUGGAGAGUCGUGGGGAAUCGCCAUAUGACCAAUUGACGUAUUGUAUCUUUACCGUCACCGCUAGACUACACAUUCAA